Molecule: messenger RNA, 1527 nt
Organism: Gigantopelta aegis
Lineage: Eukaryota; Metazoa; Mollusca; Gastropoda; Neomphalida; Peltospiridae
Product: placenta-specific gene 8 protein-like
Exons: 5
Coding region: 166-726 (186 amino acids)
Source: RefSeq, a predicted model, not a curated record
UUAAAAGCGAACAGGGACAAACGGGUGUUUAGUGUGCCAUACAAAUUGCUUCCGUUGACAACGCUAACAUUUAUUUAGGGUGUAAAUACUUAUGUGGACAGAUCUUUGCAUUUUUUGCCCACAAGACCAAGUCACAGAUCUUCCCACACCUGUGACGUUCACAACAUGUCGGUACAGCCCAUGUCCGGUCAGCAGAUGCAGAAAGGAGGGUAUGCCCAGAAUACAUCCGGGUACGCAAAACCUGCUCAGCCACAACAAGGCUACGGGCAAGGACCGCCUCAGCAACAAGGCUACGGGCAAGGACCGCCUCAGCAUCAAGGCUACGGCCAAGGACAGCAAGGCAACACGACGGUUAUUAUAAACCAGCCCACGACACUCCACCACAACCCGAUGCAGCCCCACCCCCUAAGGACAUGGAGUACCGGUCUGUGUGGGUGUAUGGAAGACUGCGGCGGCUGUCUUUUCGCCUUAUUUUGUCCCUUUUACUACGGAUGCGUGGUGGCCGGCAAACAAGGCCACUCGUGCUGGGGACCAUGCUGUGUUCCUGGUUGGCCCAUGGCCUUCAGGUCGCAUAUCCGAGGUGUCCAUUCUAUUGAGGGAACCAUAUGCACCGAUUGCUUGGUGACCACUUUCUGUGGGCAAUGCGCACUGUGCCAGAUGAGUAGAGAGCUCGACAACGUCCUCAAAGGAGAUUCAAAAGCCAGGCCAGCCAAUGAGAGGCGAUAAAAAGAUGAAGGCUUCGAUUUGACGCCGUCGGUCAUGUGACAUCCCGCCAUGGAUAUCUAAGUGACGACCACGUGUCCAGUGGUUACAUUGCAGACAAUAACUGUUAACACUUAGUCUUUCGACAUUUUUUUCCCAUGUCAUUUGUUAUUUUAAAGACCAUGGGGGUUUUUGAGGGGGGUUUUAAAAAAAAUGUUUAGUAUUAAUCCCUAUCAUUGUAUUCUCGGUGUGGUAUAAGAGUCCAAGAUUGUCAAUGAAACUGUGCGUGACAUGAAUUUGCUUAUGACACCGCAGGGAAGUAGCUUUUUGGGGGGUGGAUGGGUGUGUGGGGAGUUGACUGUGGAGAUGGGUAAUGUUAAAAAAAACAUAAUGACCAACUAUUGAAAUGCAUAUCAACAAGAUAUCGUGUGCAUUUCCACUGACAGGAUAAUAUUAUACUUGUAACAAGGCCUUUUUCGUCUGCUUUCAUAAUUAUGGGUAUGCUAAAUUCUCCUUUUGUAAAGAUGAAAGGAGAAAGUUGGCGAAACUUAGUUGGUGUAUUGUGUUCUUUACUCCCCACCCCAUCCCUUCUAGCUACAGAACUAAACCGACAAAACCAUUUAUAAAACACCAACGUACUUUAAAAGAGGUGAAACAAAUGACAAUUGUUAAAUUUAAUGGUGAAACAAUUAAUCUUUCCAAAAUACAACAGAUGCAUUUAUUUCUUCCAAGGAAUACCUUUAGCAUGUUGUUAUAUUUAUGUACAUCUUUUUUGACAUGUUUGGUUAAAUAAAUUAUCUCUUUACCGAGAGCUUAAAAAUCCAA